Messenger RNA from Entrophospora candida, 987 nucleotides. Lineage: Eukaryota; Fungi; Glomeromycota; Glomeromycetes; Entrophosporales; Entrophosporaceae. The record is from the annotation of a GenBank genome assembly.
GAAAAAGCACAAUCUAUACUUAACAACUGGAAAGUAUGCUUACAAGAAACAUUAAGAAUAAAGACUGAAAAAAAAAAGGGAGAAGAGGAAUGGACCAAAAAUGUAAAGGGGUAUAAUAAGAUGCAAGACCUGAUUAAUGAUUGUAAUAUUCUAAUGGCAGAGCAACAUAACAAAGUUAUAAAAACAGCAAUUGUGCAAGAUCAAAUUGUAUGUGCCACUCUUACCAGACAACUAGAGAAUUUUGAUGAUGAGCAUCCAAAAAAACACUCAGUAUUUUACUUCUAUAAUUCAUUAAUAUUAAAAAAAAAAAAAGAAGUUGCUGAUUCAGUUGGAAUUGAAGUGGGUCCAAGCAUUGCACCUAUUGAGUUCAGGUCAGAGAAUAUGACAUCUGUAUUAGCAUAUCCCACCAAGGAUAGUCCAACAGACAUUUGGCUAUUGCCUUCAGGAAAGUCUUUCACUGAAGUGACUUGUGCCCAUCAUAUAUGGGAAUCAUAUGACUUGGAUCAAGGAUUCAACAGCCAAAGUGGAUUGAAAAUGAAGAUUGGAUAUAUCUACAAAAAAGCAUCAAAUACCCAAAUAUCCUCUAGGUUUGGACAUGGAAAAGCUUUUCAACAACCUGUUAGAAACUAUGGAGUUUUUCAAACUGUUAAUGAUAACCCACUUGAAAUUGGAAUGAUAGAAUUAUCUGGCAGAUAUAACACACAUGAUUUUCCUCAAUAUUUGAAAGAUCAUGUUCAUGGAUGCUGGAUCAGCAAGAACAUGAAGUACUUGCAUACAUGGUUUUUUCAUACACAUGGAAAAGAUGUUCAAAUUUGGGGAAUGGACUUACCUGUCAAGAAAAUUUACUGCAUGUUUCUCCUUGCUUCAGCAUUGAAAAGAUAUAUUCGCCAUAUUAAACAUUCCCCUCAAAAACCCACUGGCAAAAAAGCAUGUAGUAUCAAUCCAAUGGAGUAUGAGAAACAUGUGGAUUCACCUUCGCCAAGUUAG